UGCAGACACAACUACAGGGUGUCUGGAUUCCUGGUGCCUCGGCAAACUGAGCCCACAGUGACCGUGUAUCCUGCAAAGACCCAGCGCCUGCAGCACCACAACCUCCUGGUCUGCUCCGUGAACGGCUUCUAUCCGGGCCACAUUGAGGUCCGCUGGCUGCGCAACGGCCAGGAAGAGGAGGCCGGGGUGGUGUCCACGGGCCUGAUCCGGAACGGGGACUGGACCUUCCAGACCCUGGUGAUGCUGGAGACAGUUCCCCGGAGCGGGGAGGUCUACACCUGCCAAGUGCGGCACCCCAGCAGCACCAGCCCUGUCACCGUGGAAUGGAGUGAGACGCCUUCUGACCUCACAUGCUUUCCCCUCCCCCCACAGGACCUUAGCUUGUCCCUGAGGGUCAGGGUCCCCUCUCCCCACACCUCGUUUUCCUUUGCUCCUGUCUUUCCUUCAGCACAGGCCACAGGGUAGCCCUGUGAUCGCUUCUGUGGACACCCAUAGCCCUGGGAGGCCGCUAUGCCUGCCCUGCUUUGAAUUUCCCACACUCUCCCAGUCAUGGUG
Myotis brandtii (Brandt's bat) is the source of this 555-nucleotide messenger RNA. Its product is annotated as DLA class II histocompatibility antigen, DR-1 beta chain. The annotation marks the transcript as partial. The record is from RefSeq and is a predicted model, not a curated record. Lineage: Eukaryota; Metazoa; Chordata; Mammalia; Chiroptera; Vespertilionidae. Gene Ontology annotation, molecular function: MHC class II protein complex binding. Gene Ontology annotation, cellular component: MHC class II protein complex; lysosomal membrane; late endosome membrane. Gene Ontology annotation, biological process: immunoglobulin production involved in immunoglobulin-mediated immune response; positive regulation of T cell activation; antigen processing and presentation of exogenous peptide antigen via MHC class II. The transcript is spliced from 2 exons.